Molecule: messenger RNA, 1563 nt
Organism: Diaporthe citri
Lineage: Eukaryota; Fungi; Ascomycota; Sordariomycetes; Diaporthales; Diaporthaceae
Exons: 4
Coding region: 1-1563 (520 amino acids)
Molecular function (GO): heme binding; oxidoreductase activity, acting on paired donors, with incorporation or reduction of molecular oxygen; monooxygenase activity
Source: RefSeq, a predicted model, not a curated record
AUGAUUGCAGAUUAUGUUGUUCGGACAAUUUCCUCAUUAGGAAUCGCCGGGCUUUUAUAUGUGCUGGGCGUUUGUGCAUAUCGAAUAUGGUUUCACCCUCUAUCAAAAUACCCUGGACCAGUGCUGGCAAAGCUCAGCAAUCUUUACAGUGCCUACUAUGCAUGGACUGGCGACAUCCACAUUGACAUGUGGAGAUGUCACCAGAAAUAUGGAGACUUUGUUCGCUAUGCUCCAAACCGCCUGCUGGUCAACACCCCGAGUGGGAUGAAAGAGAUCUACGGGCAUAGUAAGAGCUUCCAGAAGUCAACGGCGUACCAUAUCAUGGUCCAUCGGGCCCCGAGCACGUUCACAGCGACGGACCGGAGGCUUCACGCGCAAAAGCGACGAACUCUCAGCCAGGGAUUCUCUGCGACAGCAAUCCAGGGCUUUGAGGAAAGGAUUCUGGAGCGAGUCAAAGCUCUGGCGGACCAAAUGGCGCCGAAAGGGCUCACGGCAUCGAAGACGGUCAACGAAUGGUCGCCUGUGCACGAUAUGUCCAAGUGGGCAAGUUAUCUUGCCAUAGAUGUCAUACUGGGCAUAAUCUUCGGAAAGAACGUGGAUCUGGUCGAGUCGCCGGACUACAGAUUCGUCACGAAGUGCAUAGAAGACUGCAACAUUCGUACUGGGGUUUUAUUUCAGGCUCGGGAGCUGACGACUCGUCGAUUCGACCGGUGGUUGUUCAAGGGCUCAAUCAGCUCUCGUAACAGAUUCAUCCCUUUCAUCAGCGGUCUGCUGAAGGCUCGGAUGCAGUCCUCGGCAGCGAAACAGAACGACAUCUUCUCUAUCCUGCUUGAUCCCAAGGGCGCAGGGGGUGAUGAGGGAAGCCAGCCGAGCGUGUCCGAGUUGGGAGGCGAGUGCACCACCUUGUUGAUGGCAGGCUCCGAAACCACCUCGACAGCCAUCUCAGCAACCUUGUUCUACAUGAUGAGGAAUCCCGAAACCUACGAGAAGGCAGUUCGUGAAGUCAGAGAGCAGUUCUCACAUUCCGAAUCCAACGUCCGUCUAGGCGCUGCACUCAACUCAUGCACAUACCUCCGCGCAUGUCUGGACGAAAGCCUGCGGCUGUCACCGCCAGCCGCCAGCGCGCAGUGGCGAGGCGUCGUCGCCGAUGCCAUCGUUGACGGGCGCCCGGUACCGGCUGGCUGCGACGUGGGCACGUCUCUUUAUGCCAUCCAGCGCCAUCCAGCCUAUUUCGACCAAUCCUCUGUCUUUCGGCCGGAGCGGUGGACCGAGAGUAAUGAUGCCUCAGCCUCUGAGCGAGCUCAGAGUGCCUUCUCCCCAUUCCUUCUAGGGCCUAGGAGCUGCGUUGCUAAACCGCUGGCGGUUGCGGAGGCAAUGUUGACUCUGGCGACUUUGUUAUGCCGCUUCGACCUGAAACUAGCUGAAGGGCCGGACGGCGAGGUCGGCUGUGGCGGACGAGAUGGUGCAGUGUAUGGAAGGCGGAACAAGGACGAGUAUCAGCUUUGGGAACAUGUUGCCGCGGUCAAAUACGGUCCCCUGAUUCGAUUUAGGGAACGUCAAUAA